AUGCCUACGACCAAGUUCUUUCAAUCGACGAGAAAAAUCAUCGGUGCCGGUGUAAACUACAAAGAAAUUUUACGCCUCACAAACGCCCCAAAACCGGAUGCUCCCGUCAUCUUCUUCAAGCCUAUCUCAUCCCUGCUGGACGUUCCCACCGGUUCCCCGGCUGUGACCUCCUCCGUACCGACCAUCCGCAUACCACCCGUCUUCGGUGGCGUGAUCAACUUUGAGGCCGAGCUGGGCGUUAUCAUUGGUCGGCGCUGUUCGAAUGUGUCUACCGAACAGGCAAUGUCAUACGUCGGUGGUUAUUGUCUCGCGCUCGAUAUGACCGGUAUGGACUUUAUCCUGGAUGCACGACCCAAAGGAUUGCCCUGGUGUCUCGGCAAGGGUUUCGACACGUCCACCCCGGUGAGUGGAUUGAUUACGCGUGCCGAACUUCCGGCCCCGGACGACGUGCGCAUAUGGUGCGAUGUAAACGGGGUGCGCAAACAGGACGAUAGUACGCGCAAUCUGAUCUUCCCGAUUGCGGAGCUGAUCGCGUACGUGUCGCGUUACAUGACGUUGGAGGAAAAUGAUCUGCUCCUUACUGGAACACCGGCCGGUGCAGGACCGGUACGCCACGGGGACGUAAUCGAGUGUGGGCUGGGUGAUGGGCUGGUGACGAUGCGUUGUACCAUAGCGGACGAGUAG
This is a messenger RNA of Anopheles marshallii, 684 nucleotides long. Its product is annotated as acylpyruvase FAHD1, mitochondrial. The transcript has 2 exons. Gene Ontology annotation, cellular component: mitochondrion. Bases 1 to 684 code for a protein of 227 amino acids. The record is from RefSeq and is a predicted model, not a curated record. Gene Ontology annotation, molecular function: acetylpyruvate hydrolase activity. Lineage: Eukaryota; Metazoa; Arthropoda; Insecta; Diptera; Culicidae.